GUGCUUCAAUGAGCCUGACACUGUGACUCUGUGAGGGCUCUGGUGCUAGAGUUUUGAAAAGACCUUUCUCCCCGACAGGCGCCUUCUCUCCGUUGUGGGCUCUUGAAGUUGCCACUUUCUUCAUCCAAGCAAGCGAAGGGCGGUCGAGGGGCACGGACGAUGUCACCUGAUCUGUACUGAGGUGCUUUGUGUCUCAAGGAUCCGUCCACUUCUUAGUUUGUACUUCAUCAAAUGGAAGAGGACCCAAAUCUUUCUCUUUGCGCUCUGCAUAAUUCUAUCGACAAAUAGCCAGCAACACUGGAUGUAAUUGUGUAGAGAUUGGAGAAGAGCUCCAUUGUCGCGUUACAAGGUUGGCGCCCAGGCGAAAUGGCAAGGAGAGAAGUGAAAAUUUUCACAAACCUCUCGGAUGACAAGUCCCGGAAGGAUGUUGAUGAUGAAGAGAAGAAGUUCAAGAAGAUGGUGGCGCGGAUGCAAGAUUCUGCGAAUGAACGGGGCGGGUAUCUGCGUGGGCGUGGUGCUCUCGACACCGAGGACCUGCUGUACCUGCGUGAGAUGGAGGACGCCGAGCAGGACGCGGAGCGUGCGCGCAUUCAGGCGGAGCGCAGGGCUUUUGCCCAGUUCCGCGCAGCAGCGGCGGCCAAGACGGAGGCCGCCGCACUGCCCGUGCUGGGGCAAAGCAAGGAGAGGGCCAAGCCGAACGCAAGGCUUCAAUCGCAGCUGCCAUUAACGACAUUUGCGGUCCAGCCAAAAAAAGCGAAGGCUGAACAUAAAGCGGAACCCAACGAAAAUGAAAGUACCACAGGUAUGGGGCAGCCCACCAGUGCAUCGAACCCUCAGGUAGGCCCGUCCAGGAGACCCGACGAAAGCACCGAUAGUGAUCAGCCAGGUACGACUGCAGCUGCAUCACAAGCAAGCACACAACCAUCCGUGCUGCUGGAAUUGGCUUCUUAUGAAAGUGACGAGGAAGAUGACGGGGACGAACGGGGAGAAGAAGGUGUUGCUGGAAAUGCUCAGACAAGGACGCAAUCGAAAGAUCAUUGACAUAAAACGUCAAGUUAGCAUGUUGCACACGCUUAGCCAUAUUCGAAUCCCACGCCUGGCCGCCAGAGCGCAUCGUAAAUGUUUUAAUCUUGGGUGUUCAGAAGGA
Klebsormidium nitens is the source of this 1147-nucleotide messenger RNA. The record is from the annotation of a GenBank genome assembly. NCBI's taxonomy places the organism in Eukaryota, Viridiplantae, Streptophyta, Klebsormidiophyceae, Klebsormidiales, Klebsormidiaceae.